Paracoccidioides brasiliensis Pb18 is the source of this 2670-nucleotide messenger RNA. RefSeq lists its product as uncharacterized. Gene Ontology annotation, biological process: nuclear inner membrane organization. Gene Ontology annotation, cellular component: chromosome, centromeric core domain; nuclear inner membrane; microtubule organizing center attachment site. The record is from RefSeq and is a predicted model, not a curated record. Bases 1 to 2670 code for a protein of 889 amino acids. The transcript has 3 exons.
AUGUCGUCCCUUUUCAAAAAGCGACUGUGCUGCUUCUACUGUGGCCGUCGAUCAGUUCAGUCCCAGCCCGGUCCCAUCCGCCAGUGGCAGUGCCAACAGUGUCUGGCCGUCAACUACCUCGAUGAACACGGUGAAAUCACGGAUCCCCCAGCCAGCGCAGCUUCUUCCGGUGUUGGGUUUAAACAAUAUGCGCAACCGCUGCCUGGAGAAUUUGCAGCUUCAGACUCCUCGAUAUUCUGUUCGACUUGCUUGAAAAAUCAACAUGUUCUUACUCAAACUCUUGCUUCAUACCUGCCGAUGCCGACACAUCCGGACUUUGAAACAUACGAGGCGUCGUAUCCAGAAUACCGGAAGAGCUUGGAGGAGCGUUAUCCUCAGGUAUGCGAGAAGUGCGAACCCCGUGUGCGCAGUCGCAUUGAGCAAGCCGGAUAUGUGGCAAAGGCGGAUCACUUGAGGAGGAUGAUGGAAAAGAGCCGAAAUGGUCGAUCUACUCGUCGUUAUCAUGGAUGGAGCUGGAGAAGCUUGCUUGUUUCUGCGGGUGCCAUGUGCUUCCGGGCUAGUGUUGCUGGUCAGCUUGUCUGGAAUCUCAUGGGAGCAAUGGUUGCUGGCAAUAUAACCCAGAACACAGAAUCCGAUCUCUCAUUGUCGUUGUUACCGCUCUGCUUUGGUCGAAUCUGGAAACAUCAAUCGGCCUUUGAGGAAUGUUCUUCCGUUCUGACCCCUUAUGCGGGGCUAUCUUUGAUUCUGGGGAUUCUGUCAAUUUGGUGGAAUCCGAAGCUCAAGCAUAAGGUGGAAGGGAGGGGUGGACGAUUAACUGGAAUUGGCGAAUACUACAAAGUCCAGAUCAUCGUGCUUGUUGUGAGAUUUGUCGCAUGGGCGUGUUUGGAAGACCCUUCAAUCACGGGCAUCAAUCCAAAGCUUGGUCCUGGUAUCCAUGCUUUUAUGGGUAUUUUCACUACCAUUUCCACGGUUUUGUCGAGAUACGUUAUCAAAUUUGACACCACACCUCUCAUCUCCUGGCAGAGCAACAUCGGACCCCUGAUAUCACAGAAAUCAGAAGAGAACAAUGCAUCCACGCUACAAACAGCAAGCCCACCACACUCCAAAAUCUCGUCUUUUCGUUUGGAUCCUAGCUUGCAACGGUUCCCGAUAAACAGCCUUGCACCUCCUCGACCCCUUGCCCAAACAUCGUGUCUUCCGCCAUUUCCAAAGGCGGAUGUCACUGACGACUCUGACGCAAUGGACUGGAUACCAUCUCAGCAGCCACUGCAGAUAAACGUUACACCCAAACACGUUCAAUCUCAGGAACCCAGAGGACCACUGCCAUUCCAAGGUCAAUUGCCACCAAUUCCAAAGCCGCCUGCCUGGCGAUUACGGAACCCUAUCCAAGAGCGACCCAAAGCCCCGGAACCCAAGCCUAAUCCUUUUCAGAAUGCCCCAGUCCUGCAGCCAAAUCUUCCUUCUAACCAGGGAAGUCAUAUGGAGAGUGUUAUGGCUCCUCCAAAAUAUUUCCCGCCAGGCGAUUUUGCCGCGGAAACGGGGUUGGAAAGUCUGUUCGACGAAGCCUUUUCAAUCAGAGAUGACCCAGUAAGCGUGCAGAAACAACCAUGGAGCUCAGAAUCCAAGCAGCGCGCCCGAGCUUCCGCUCGCUCGUCUCGAAUUUUGAAAUGUGUGUUGCUUGCUAUUUCUAUCUCCAUAUUGCUUGCCGCCCAGGCUUUCCAAUUGCCUGGAAACUCUGUUGGAACUGCGGUUCUAGGAAUUUCACUUCUUAUUUCUGGCUUCUCGCUCCUCGAAUCUCUCAUGAGACCACUGGCGGUCUGGAGUGCGAUUGAUAUAAUCCUGUCCGUUGUCGAACUCGCUGCUUGCAUCUGUCUUGCUAUCUAUUCUCCUCAAGGACUAUAUGAUAGAUAUAAAUUUGAGACGGCUGGAAAAUGUUUGGUGGCUUUCAUGGCUGGACAAGAGAUGAUUGCGCUGGGCUCGUUUUUCUCACGAAAGGCCGCGCCAGCACAAAAUAGCCGGAAGAAACAACAGACUCAGAGCAGCCAACCACCUCAGCCACCAAACCAGACAACCCGUCCUCAAACCCAAAGAUGCGACGACCCUCUUAAAAAAGAACCUAAUCUCCCAUCUCUCACCAACCUCAGUAUCAAGCAAAAAUCCAUCAGAGGAACCCCUGCAAACAGCAACAGUAACAACAACCGUACAAGGAAUACCCCCAACAACCCAACCUCCAGCAACCCUCACAGCACCAACACCCACAGCGCCAGUCCUGCCUACAACAACCUCGCUUCCCACUCCAAUGACCCAACUGCAACUCAUCCAGCCCCCUAUUCCGCAAUCCCCCGUCCAGGACACCUUUCCUCCUUUUCAUCCUUCAACUCCCUUCCCGACAGCCUCCGCUUCACACCUCCCUCAGCCACCACAGCCACUACCUCAACGAGCUGCGCAUCAGAAAUUGCUUCCGAACCCGCUACUCCUCAGCGCAGAUACGCAUAUUCUCGCUCCACGCUCUCACCUGCUCGACAGACCCCCAGCUCUGGGAUCGGCGGGUUGAGUUUGGAUGAUAAUCCGUUGCCCCAAUGUCAACCGCAUUCACAAUCACAGUCGCAGUCGCAGUCACAGUCGACGACACGAACGAUGCGAUAUGCACUUCGCUCGCGUCGGGGCUGA